AUGGAGAGAAUUAUGCUUUGGAAUUAUUUAAGGAAUUUGAGUAGUAAUAUAAAUGAUCCAUGGAUAGUAGGAGGGGAUUUUAAUGUAAUAAGGCAUGCAGAAGAGAAACUUAUAGGUUUACCUGUGACUUUUGAAGAAUCAGAGGACUUUAGCCACUGCAUAGCAACUGUAAUCUGGAUAAAAUUGCUUUUAAAGGGAAUGAAAAAAAUACUGGUAAAAGUACCAACAUUGGAGAAAGUAAAGGCUGCAGUGAUGAGACUGAAUAGAAACAAUGCUGAAGGUCCAGAUUGUAUAACUGGUGCUUUCUUUCAGGAUGCUUGGGAAAUAAUAGCUACUGAUCUUCAUCAAAUGGUUAUAGACUUUUUCUGUGGAUAUGAAAUCCCAAGGAUUAUUCAUGAAAGACUUAAGUGUAUGUUGCCAGAUAUAGUAUCUGAGGAACAAGCUGGAUUUUUUCAUGGAAGAAGUAUAGCUGAGAAUAUUUUGGUAGUACAGGAAAUAGUUUCUGAAAUCAGAAAAAGAGGGAAACCGCCAAAUAUGGUCAUAAAAUUGGAUAUGAUGAAAGCUUACGAUAGGGUGGAGUGGCCUAAAGAAUUCUUUAAAUCUUCUAGAGGGCUGAAACAAGGGGAUCCUCUGUCUCCUACUUUGUUUAUCAUUGUAGCAGAAGUGCUUUCAAGAAGUCUAAAAGAAUUAUUGACUUUGAAGAACUUUAAAUUGUUUGGCAUGCCUAGAGGAAGUCCUAAGCUGAACCAUUUUGCCUUUGCAAAUGAUAUGAAUAUCAUGUGUAAAGCAGAGUUAGGGACUUUACAACUAUUGAAAACUACUUUGGAGAAAUAUGAGUUAGUGUCAGGGCAGAGAAUUAUCAAGGAGAAGAGUGCUUUAUAUUUUCAUGACAAUAUGUCUAAUGGAGCAGUUAUUCUGGCAAAAGUGGCUACAGGAAUACUUAGGAAGGAUUUCCCUUUUAAUUAUCUUGGAUGUCCAGUGUUUUAUAAGAGGAAGAAGAAGUAG
This is a messenger RNA of Capsicum annuum, 1005 nucleotides long. RefSeq lists its product as uncharacterized. Bases 1 to 1005 code for a protein of 334 amino acids. The transcript has 4 exons. Lineage: Eukaryota; Viridiplantae; Streptophyta; Magnoliopsida; Solanales; Solanaceae. The record is from RefSeq and is a predicted model, not a curated record.